UGUUCCGAAACCCUAAUUUCAUCAUCCCUACCAGAGUGUCAGCGGCGUAUCAUAGCAGGAAAAGGCAAUGGCACCGAAGCAACCAAACAGUGGGAUUUCAGUUGGGCUAAAGAAAGGGCAUAUUGUUACCCCAAAGGAGUUGGCUCCUCGCCCUUCUGACAGGAAAGGGAAAACAAGCAAGAGGGUUCAUUUUGUGAGGAGUCUGAUUAGAGAAGUUGCUGGAUUUGCACCUUACGAGAAGAGAAUCACUGAGCUUCUGAAAGUUGGAAAGGACAAGCGUGCCCUUAAGGUAGCCAAGCGAAAGUUGGGCACCCACAAGAGGGCCAAGAGGAAGAGAGAGGAGAUGUCUGGUGCUCUCCGUAAAAUGAGAGCUGCUGGAGGUGCUGAGAAGAAGAAGUGAAGACUGUUUUCCGAGUGAAAUGGAUGGAUUACAUUUUGUUUCGAGUUUUGAUGUAUUUUGUUUCUCAUUUAGAAGAAAAAACCAUGUCUUGAACCUGAUUUUUCGCCUUAGCAGCAACUUAUAUUUCGUUAUUCCAUCUCUGCUUUUAUAUAAUUUAGACAUUAAUUAUUUUCAGUUAUCUUUCAGAAUAUGGGCGGAUAAUUGAAAUGUGUGUUAUGGUCUUUAC
This is a messenger RNA of Erythranthe guttata (spotted monkey flower), 626 nucleotides long. RefSeq names its product large ribosomal subunit protein eL36y. Gene Ontology annotation, molecular function: structural constituent of ribosome. The record is from RefSeq and is a predicted model, not a curated record. NCBI's taxonomy places the organism in Eukaryota, Viridiplantae, Streptophyta, Magnoliopsida, Lamiales, Phrymaceae. Gene Ontology annotation, biological process: translation. Gene Ontology annotation, cellular component: ribosome.